Molecule: messenger RNA, 4933 nt
Organism: Misgurnus anguillicaudatus (oriental weatherfish)
Lineage: Eukaryota; Metazoa; Chordata; Actinopteri; Cypriniformes; Cobitidae
Source: RefSeq, a predicted model, not a curated record
AAAGUAGACAAAAUGGUAGUGUUAUUAGUCAGAAGGAUAAAUGUUUUAUGAACUUCCAUAAUAAAACUGACCCGAGUUCACCUAAACAUAUUAGACACUGGUCUUUUGUGAUCAACUCCCCCUAGUGGUGAACCAUCGGAUUUUCGAAACGUUUCGAAACAGUUAUGACGUAAUGAAGCCUCGUUUGCUAAAAUCACGUGACGCACGGACUUGGGCCAGUUUGAAACACGCUCCGAACCACUGAUUCGAAACAAAAGAUUCGCAAAUGUUUCGAAGCCUCAUGAAGCAGUGCUUCGAAAACGACCAUCACUACCAUAGAUAUCAGUUAGAUGGCGGCAAUGCUCUUUUAAGAAUGCGAGUCGCCAAUAAGCUCAAAGAAGAAGAAGGUGGUUAUGUGCUUCACAGACCUAGCAACAUGAAAAAAUUCAGUUUACUCUUCAUCAUCUCUUUAUUUAUCAACGGUGUUGUGGCAGAUGAGAGGGAGUCAGUGUCAGUAAUGGAGGGAGAUUCUGUUACUCUACACAAUACUAAAAUACAGAGAGAUUAUCUGAUCGAGUGGAGGUUUGGAGAUGUGAUAGCUAAAAUCAACGGGGGUGCCAAUAAGAUCUCAAUAAAUGAUGAUGUUCUUGAUGGGAGAUUCAGAGACAGACUGCAGGUGAAUAAACAGACUGGAGAUCUCACCAUCACAGACAUUACAACUCAACACUCUGGAGAUUAUCAACUACAGAUCAUCAACAUACAUACUACAAGAAAGACAUUCAACAUUUGUGUGUUUGAUUAUAGACAGAAAGUGAAGACAGUGACAGUGGGAGAUUCUCUCAUUCUAUACAAUAAUGUUACCAAAAAAACAGAAGAUGAGAAGAUGGUGUGGAGCAUUCGACACAACAACUCUCCUGUAGCUAAAAUAAUCAGAAAUGGAAUAGAGUUUACUUAUAAUGUUCAUGAUGAGAGAUUCAGAGACAGACUGAAGGUGGAUGAUCAGACUAGAGAUCUUAUCAUCACAAACAUCAGACCUGAAGACUCUGGAUCUUAUGAAAUCAAUAUCACUGUUGGCAGACAUUUAUAUACUAUACACAGAUUAUUCAGUGUCAAUGUCAAAGAACAAGAUCAGUCUUCUGAUUCAAGAUCAAGAACAGUUAUAAUAGCAGUAAUCAUUAUUGUUGUUCUGGUUCUGGUUCUUGUUGUUGCUCUUGCUGUUGUACACCGCUCUAGGACUGCUGGAAAUGGGGACAGAAAAAAUGAAAGCGACUCGAUAAACUGUGGUGGUGGUGCAGAUGAUGAUGGUAAUUAUGUUGUUUAUUUAUACUAUUAUACUUAUACAUUUCUUGAUACAUUUUCCCGCUUAAAAUUUACCUUUUUAAUAUUCCUUUAACAUUGCUAGGGACAUGUCCCUAGCGUCCCUACCCAAAUCGACGCAUAUGAAUGAAAUUCCAGAGAUGGAAAAACCUCAUACAAGAAAAUAUCUGUGUCUGUCAGUGAGUAACUCAAAUCUUUAAAGGAACAGUAUGUAGGAUUGUGGCUAAAACUGGUAUUGCAAUCACAAAAUUGUGGCUAAAAAUGGUACUGCAAUCUCACAACUGGUGGCCAAUAGACAACAUGACAACAUAAACAUCAGUUGAGGGCUGCAACUCCAUUUUUUAAAUGACAAUAUCCUGGCCAGACCACUGUUGUCAGUGAUAUAAGUAUUUGAAAUAAAAAUGAUUUCUUAAUGUCUAGUGACAUAUCAGGGCCAUUUUAUGAUUCAUUGAUAUACAUUUCUUACAUACUGUUCCUUUAAAUGUAAUAAUGAUUUUAUUUUUUUCUGAAGCAGCAGUAAUGACAGAAAAAGCAUCAUAAAACAGGUAAAUCAUAUAGGCACAUAGAAAUUGUUUCAAGCUGUUCAGAUUUGUUAUUGCUAAAAUGCUAAUUCGACAGGCAAAUGACACAACACCACGUCUGGCCAUCUGCAUUUUAAACUGAAAAAACUAUUGUUCGCAUUUAAAGUCAAUGAAACACAAGAUUCAUAUAUACUAAUAGCGCCUGUCAAAAAGUUGCCCCAAAGAGGUGCUGCGGAUUCGUUGCAUGUUUUUCUCAUGUUGAAGCUGAUAUGAUGCUCUGCAGAAAAUAAACUUGCGCAACUCAAACAUGUGAUAAUAAUGAUCUAUGAAAAAGGCAAAUGACCCAGAAUUAUAAAGUAGCAUGUGUAUGUUUUUCACACAGAGAAGCAAAAAAAAUGUGUAUGCAAAGCUUAAUAAAAUAACCUGAUGACCAGAAUUUGUUAAGUCUGCGCAGACGUCUUCUGCGUAACCGAAAUAGCACAAAUUUGUUAUAUUAAUGGAUAAUAAUCAACACUAAUGAAACUGUAUUGCAUACAGAUGUGCUUUUUAUUUUACUUGCCAUCUUUUAAAACAGACACCUGUUGCAGUGUUUCCCACAGAUCUGGGCCCGUAUUCAUAAAGAUUCUAAGAGUCCUCUCAGAAAACUCUUAAUUUAGCUUAAAAACGUUUAGUGCUAAUGUCAAGUUUAACGUAUUUGAUAGGAAAUAAACAGCAACACAAUGUUCUGUAAGUUUGUGUGAUUACUUUGCUUGUAGACGUUUGUAACAGACCUAAAUUAUCUCUGCUGCAUAUUUUCAUUUUUUCUAGUUACCGAAUCGGUUAUGUAGUUAAUAUAGUGGUUACUUUUAUUUUAUAUAUUGGUGCUAUAUUAUAUAAUUAUUUCUCUAAUAAGAUCGGUCACAAACAUGAUUCCUGCACGAUCUAAUGUGUUGCAUGUUAUUAACUUACUGUCAUGCAUUGUGUGCAACAUUUUUUGUCCCUCUUCGUGUUUUGUCCACUUUCCCGGUUGCUAAAAAACUCUUAAGCCUCUUAAAAGUCCUUGUCCGUGCUCCUAACAAUUUUGACCUUAAGACCUCUUUUAAGGGUUAAGAUGCUUUCUGAAUUACUUUUUCUUUACUAGGAUUGUUUCUUUUUAAUUUUAAGAGUAAACACCCACAUUUCUAAGAAUUUUCUUAGAAUUGCGUCACGAGGAGCUACUCUUUGCAUUAAGAUUCUUUAUGAAUACUGGCCCUGAAAUUUACUUGUGGUGGUAGCCGGUGAAAAGGGCAAUCAUUACCCACGGACAAAAAAUGGUCUACUAUACAUGUGACAAAGAACUAAUAAUGUGUGACACAACACAAUACUUUGAUUUAUUGAACAUUAAUAUUAAUUUCACAUUAUAGUUCAUUAAUCUAACAUCUUCUGCAGCGAUUUUUGUGUGAGCAUAUCAGUGAACACCCCUGACCACUCGGUGAGUUUCACGUCUUUGUAAAUGAAAGUUUAAUGCAUUUUAGGAAGGAUUGUUCCAGUGCACCUAUUAAGCCAUUGUAGAGGUGGGAGGUGAUACAACAGAAACCAAAAAUUCUCGGGCCAGCAUCAUAUGUCCAAAUUUCAGUCAAACCCGUUCUAUUUCAUCAUAAACAAUCUGAAAACAGGGCUUUAAGUGCAAAAAAACCUGACUUGUCAUUUAAGGAAAAAAGUUGUUGGGAAUUACUACUCUAGGAAAUGCAUACAUUAAAUUUUUCAUCACGUUAAAAUAUCAGAAGUUAAUAAAAUGAGGACUGUACAUUAUUACACCUUAUAUUCCAUUUAAUGCACAAAAAGACAAAAAGGAGAUGACAGCAGCUCAGCUAAAAAUGAAGUUAGUCAUAACGGCGCAUUCACACGGGGCAAAAGCGUUACCUCAGAUCAUCCUUCAUUUAAAGGGGGUGCGUGAUUUUUACCAAAACACACUUGAACGUCGUUGCCUGAGUUGCGUAUGUUGCGGGUCUAUCAAAAGAAGGUCCUGAUUCUGUUGGGGUAGGGGCGUGUUCAUUUAGAUUUCAAAUGUCAACAUUGGCUUUCAGAGUUCAUACACCCUGCCUUUAAAGAGGUUUUUGACUGCUGCGCUUCCUCUUUAAACAUGUUUUGAUCUCUCAUCUCUGUUUCUUACAGCUUCCAGUGAGAAAUUGUUUCAGUAGAGAUAGAGAUGCUGCUGUUGAGUAAAUGCAAAUUGUAGCAGUGAUCUUUCUCCAGUAUAACAUCAUUCAAUUAAAUUCAAUUCAAUUUUAUUUAUAUAGCGCUUUUCACAAUACUUAAUUGUUUCAAAGCAGCUUUACAUUAAUAGAAGCAGUAAAAGCACAGAAAAACGACAGAUAGCACAACAUAAUACACAAUAGCAUAGGCAGUCAAAUUUGCUGCGGCUGUGACUCGACAUUAUGAGCGAGUGUAUUACUAAUGUAACGUCUAGAAGAAGAAGCUAAGUUAAGCCCAAGAAGGCUGCCUCCCCGGGGUAAAAAAACCCUAGGGAGGAAAUGUUUAGCCGAGGAAAUAAAAAAAAGAAAAGUCCUAGGAGGGAAAAACCCUUGGGAGAUAUAUAUGUAUAUACACACACAUAUAAACGGAUAAGGAGAUUAAGCGGAGAUUAUGCGGAGAUUAAUAUGGCCCUAUAAAAUCCGUUUUAUUUUUUCCCAAAUUCCGUUUUCUCCGUUUUAAUUUUUGCAAAUUCCGUUUUAUCCGUUUUAAUUUUUGGCAAUUAUAUUUUUUACCCUUUACUUUUAUUUUAGUCAUAAAAAGAGUGUGCCUUUAAUGUUAAUGAUUUAAAUGUAAAUGAUUUGGGGGAAAAACUGGAUAACAGGAUUACUUAAUGACUAUAAAAGAUGCAUUUACACACGCACAUACACACGCACGCGUGCACGCACACACAACUCAAUUCAAUGCAUUGUUUUUUAGUGUUGUUGCAGGAGGCUACAACAAGGUGUCAACGCAGUGGUGCCUUCAGAAGUGCCUUAAACACAUCAAUCCAGCGGAACGCGAUCCAUAUUUUAUACACAAUUGCUUGAAAUGCAUAUAACUUAACAUACACAGGAUAGUGAUCUGACUUAGGACAGCAUAAGCGCGCAGCUCUUUGCACGUGCGAGUGAAAGAGAGACAGAGAG